GUGGCGGCGGCGGGGCCGCGCGCGCCCGGGAUGGAGAUCGGGCCCCACGCGGGGCACGCGGAGAGCAGGAAAGAGCACUGGAAGCUCCUUGGCAACUUGAAGACCACAGUGGAAGGUUUGGUGUCCAUCAGCAACCCAAAUGUCUGGUCCAAGUAUGGUGGCUUGGAGCGGCUCUGCAGAGACAUGCACAGCAUCCUCUACCAUGGGCUCAUCCAUGACAAGGUGUGCUGCAGACAGAAGGAUUACUGGCAGUUUGUGAAGGACAUUCGCUGGCUGAGUCCGGGCUCUGCUCAUCACCUGGAGAAGUUCAUCAGCCUGCAGGAGAGUGGCCAGCGUGACCCCGAGGGCCCAGGGGACCAGGCCAUUGCACAGCUGUGGCUGCAGCACAGCCUGCAGUGCCACUGCCUGUCAGCACAGCUGAGGCCGCUCCUGGGGAACCGGCAGUACAUUAGGAAGUUCUACACAGAUACUGCCUUCCUGCUCAGUGACGCCCACGUCACGGCCAUGCUGCAGUGCCUGGAAGCUGUUGAGCAGAACAACCCCAGGCUUCUGGCUCAGAUCGACACUUCCAUGCUGGCUGGCACGUCACUGCCAUCCCUGUGCACGUCAGACCCUUCUGCUGGGACAAGAGACAUGUGUGAUCACGGUGCUGAGGGACACAAGAGCCGUCUGCCGGGAGCGCUGGGCUGCCUGGAUCAUUUCACUGAGAGCCUGCUUACCAGGAAGAGUGACAAUCCAUCUCCAGUGACCAAGAGUCAGAGUCUGACUGCCCUCCCUGCAUGCUCGUGUGUCCCUGCUGCCCCCUGCACUCAGCAGCGCUGCUUUGGGUCCUUCUCCAGCCUCCAACAUCCAGCCUCCUCUGGCCUCUCAGACAGGAGACCAGUGAGUUCCUGUGGCAGCUCCAACUCCAGCCAGCCCCAGGAGCGCUGCCCAUCCACUCGGUCCUCCUCCUUCAGCGAGGGCAGGUCCCCUCUGGAGCAGCCCAGCUCUGUCACCCGCUUCCAUGUCCCCUCACCCAAAGACCCCUUCUCUCCAGCCAGCGAGAUGAGCUCUAGCACCACCAGCCAGAGCGAGGAUACUUGGACAGGGAGUCAAGAUGAUCCACAGAGUGAUGUUAAUGAUGGGCCAGAGUACCUGGCCAUUGGGAACUUGGGACGCCGGGGCCGGGCGUGCAGCAGCACCAGCACCACCAGCACCAAGAGCAGUAGCUCUAAACUCUUCUCCUCCAGCAGCUCCCAGAAGCUGGACUCAGUAUCAUCCCUGGGGGAGCAGGGGGCAAGCGGAGGUGGCAGCAGGGGCCUGAGCCUGUUGCGCCGGUCCAGCUUCUCGGAGGGACAGUCUUCAGCUCCACAGGGCAUCCUCAAGAAGAGCCAUGUGCGCUCACACUCUGACACCAACGUGACUUCUGGGAAGUUGCACGGAGGCCUCAGGGAUAUCACCAUUAUAAUAGAAGAUCCAGUGGCAGAGUCCCAUGGUGAUCCAAGUGGAGGGAGAGGGCCGGUCUCUGCUUCCACACAGAGCAGUGAACUGAGCACACCCAGCUCCCUCUACAUGGAGUAUGACUCUGGACAGUACCUGAGCUCGGGGGAAGGGAUGUUCAGGAGACCUUCGGAAGGGCAGUCCCUCAUCAGCUACCUCUCUGAGCAGGACUUUGGCAGUUGUGCAGACCUGGAGAAGGAGAACGCCCACUUCAGCAUCUCAGAGUCCCUGAUCGCUGCCAUUGAGCUGAUGAAAUGCAACAUGAUGAGCCGGCAGCUGGAGGAGGAGGAAGAAGACAGUGACAAGGAGAUCCAGGAGCUUAAACAAAAGAUUCGCAUUCGGCGCCAGCAGAUCCGCACCAGGCACCUGUUUCCUACCUGCCAGGAGCUGGGCUCAGACAGUCUCGUGGCAACAGACAGUGGGUCCCAGUUCAGCUCCCACGGCUCCAUGCGGCUCUCUGACUCUGGCUCUGCCGAGGAUGUGGAAGAGUAUGAGAUCCAAGAUGGUAACGAUGGAUCUAACCUGAUUCAAAUGUCCAAGAACGGCCUCUCAGUGUCAAUGGCUUCCUUGUUCUCAGAUGCAGACAUCAAGAGGAACCCAGACUCCAGCAGGAAGUCCUUUCUCUCCUCGGAUUCCAUAUCCCACUCCUUCCUCAAUUCAAACUCGGCAGAGGCAGUGGCCAUGGGCUUGCUGAAGCAGUUUGAGGGCAUGCAGCUCCCAGCUGCCUCUGAAUUGGAGUGGCUGGUCCCUGAGCAUGAUGCCCCACAGAAGCUCCUGCCCAUCCCUGACUCUCUGCCUAUCUCUCCUGACGAUGGAGAGCACGCCGACAUCUACAAGCUGAGGAUUCGUGUGCGCGGAAACCUGGAGUGGGCCCCGCCACGACCGCAGAUCAUCUUCAAUGUUCACCUGGCCCCAGCGAGAAAGGUGGCUGUGGCCAAGCAGAAUUACCGGUGUGCAGGCUGUGGCAUCCGGACUGAUCCUGAUUACAUCAAGCGGCUGCGCUACUGCGAGUAUCUGGGCAAGUAUUUCUGCCAGUGCUGCCACGAGAAUGCCCAGACUGUCAUCCCCAGCCGCAUCCUGCGCAAGUGGGACUUCAGCAAGUACUAUGUGAGCAACUUCUCCAAAGACCUGCUGAGCAAGAUCUGGAGUGACCCACUCUUCAACGUGCAAGCUAUCAAUCCUGCCCUGUACCAGAAAGUGAAGGCUCUCAACCAAGUGCGGCUGCUGCGAAUCCAGCUUUUCCACAUGAAGAACAUGUUCAAGACGUGCCGGCUAGCUAAAGAUCUCCUGGAUUCCUUUGACACAGUGCCUGGCCACUUGACAGAGGAUUUGCACCUCUACUCACUGAGUGAUUUCAAUGCCAUCAAGAAAGGGGACCUGAUGCCUCGCCUGACAGAGCUCCUGAAGGCGGGCAGCCUGCACAUUGACAAGUGCAUGCUGUGCCAAGCCAAAGGCUUCAUCUGUGAAUUCUGCCAGAAUGAGGAUGACAUCAUCUUCCCCUUUGAGCUCAACAAGUGCAGGACGUGUGAAGAGUGCAAAGCCUGCUACCACAAAUCCUGCUUCAAAUCCACCCGCUGUCCCCGGUGUGAGCGUCUUCAAGCCCGGAGAGAGCUGAUGGACAAGCAGAGCAUGGAGUCCUACAUCUCAGACUGCGAAGACGAGCUGGAGCAGCUGGAGGCAGUGGCAGCCACAUGAGCAUGUUGCAGCCAAGGAGCAGAUCAUGGGUUUAUUUAUGUGCAUAGCCUUCAUCACCAGAGACUGAGCCACGUGGACUGGGGAUGAGACUGUUGGGAGGCCUGGAGCACUGUCUUGAAGGGAUUUCUUUUCCCACAUGCAGUACUGCUGGGCUGGGAAUGGAGCAUAUUCCACGUGUGGAUCUGCUCCAGGGACCGCUCCCAUCCCUGAUGCCUUUGCUUGGGGGGAGGCAGCUGCUCCUGCCUGUCUGCAGGCAGAACAGGGACCUUUUCUGAGCAGUGUUCAUGCUGGACCUGGCAGGGCUGUGCUGUCCAUCCCUGUGCCCUGCUCCAAGCUGAGCAGGGUCCCCUGAAGUGUCAGCACUUCUUGCUCAUCAGCUGUAUACUAGGAAGCUCUGGUCACAUCUGCUCCUUGGAGGAGGAAAUCAGGUCUCAGUCCUGAGAUCCUCCAUUCUGCUGC
Vidua macroura (Pin-tailed whydah) is the source of this 3633-nucleotide messenger RNA. It is a transcript of the gene RUBCN, whose product is annotated as rubicon autophagy regulator. Gene Ontology annotation, cellular component: early endosome; late endosome. The record is from RefSeq and is a predicted model, not a curated record. Bases 31 to 3174 code for a protein of 1047 amino acids. Gene Ontology annotation, biological process: negative regulation of endocytosis; negative regulation of autophagosome maturation. Gene Ontology annotation, molecular function: phosphatidylinositol phosphate binding. The transcript is spliced from 23 exons. NCBI's taxonomy places the organism in Eukaryota, Metazoa, Chordata, Aves, Passeriformes, Viduidae.